Messenger RNA from Cydia pomonella (codling moth), 993 nucleotides. Its product is annotated as MIF-like protein mif-2. The record is from RefSeq and is a predicted model, not a curated record. NCBI's taxonomy places the organism in Eukaryota, Metazoa, Arthropoda, Insecta, Lepidoptera, Tortricidae. Gene Ontology annotation, molecular function: phenylpyruvate tautomerase activity; cytokine activity. The coding region runs from base 54 to 407 and encodes 117 amino acids. The transcript is spliced from 3 exons.
UUUAACGCAUCAUUCAUAACAUAUCUUCAUUUGUGACAAAUAAGUUAUUCGAAAUGCCGUGCUUAAGGAUUCUUACAAACGUUCCUAAUAGUAAAAUCCCUAAGGAUUUUGUGAACAGAAUUAUUCCUGUGUUGGCGAAGGCUGUUAGGAAAGAUGUUGAGAAGUUCUCAUGCGUGAUAACGGGCGACUGCCAGCUGUCCUUCGCGGGCGACUCGUCUCAGCCAGGAGCCGUGUCCACACUGGAGUCGAUAGGGCACGUCGCGCCGGAGGACAACCGAGUGAUCGGCCGGGAGCUGUCCGCGUUUGUACAGAAGGAACUGGGGAUACACCCUGACAGAUUUUUCAUAAGUAUCUACGAUAUCAAAGGCACUAACAUUGUGAAAGGCGGUGACACAAUAAAUGAAUAAUUUAAGCUAAUGUAUAUAAAAAUCUAUAUUUAAUUUUAACUUUGAACAUUAAAAAGAAAACUUUUUUAACUAGAAAGUUUAUAAAUACUAGGGGACAUCUUACACUUAUCAACCUAGCCCCAAACUAAGCAAAUCUCAAAUAAAUGCCCUUACCGGGAUUCGAACCACGGACCAUAAGCUUCAUAGGCAGGGUUACUAUAGGUCACUCACGAGGCCAGACCGGUCAUCAAUUACUUUUAAUUUAACGCCUGGCAGUUUCAUUAUAGCAAACUUGUUCCUGAAUUAAUUUGCUUGCUACAGAGAAGAAAUGAAAAUGGAAACGUUCGGUCGCAGACUAAUUGUUGACCCAACCUAAUUAAUCAAAAAAUAAUAAAAUUAUAAUUAAUUAAGGUCGUCAGACGACCUAGCGGCAGUCGCUGGCCCAAACUGGAUAGCAACAGCCUCAGACAGAGAGCUCUGGAAAACCUUGGAGGAGGCCUAUACCCUAUAGAGGGGUUCUCGUACACCCUUUUUAUUGUUAAUUUAUCAGAUGUGUAUUAUUUUUAUUUUAUUGUGUUCGAGAAAUUAAAGGCUUUUAUAUUUUUUA